This is a messenger RNA of Camellia sinensis, 3250 nucleotides long. RefSeq names its product putative alpha,alpha-trehalose-phosphate synthase [UDP-forming] 7. Lineage: Eukaryota; Viridiplantae; Streptophyta; Magnoliopsida; Ericales; Theaceae. The record is from RefSeq and is a predicted model, not a curated record. Gene Ontology annotation, cellular component: cytosol. Gene Ontology annotation, molecular function: trehalose-phosphatase activity. Gene Ontology annotation, biological process: trehalose biosynthetic process.
UUCUAGAGAGAGAGCAAACCCUAGAUUAGUUCUGACUGAAAACAAAGAAAUAUUCUUUUUAUUUGUUGGAUUUAAAACUUUCAGAUCCUGAAAAAACUCAGUUUUUUGAAUCAUUACACACCCAGAUCGUGCACAAUUAUAUACUUGGUUUUAACUCAAAACGCAAUCUGGGGUUUGGGUUUGUGAUUUGAAGACAUUGUGAAGGAAUUUGUUCAUAAAAAAGUUGUAAAAAUGAUGUCCAGAUCGUAUACCAAUCUAUUAGAUCUAGCAUCGGGGAAUUUUCCCGUGAUGGGGCGCGAAAAGAAGCGCCUUCCCCGGGUAAUGACUGUACCGGGGGUUAUAUCUGAGCUUGAUGAUGAUCAGGCGAAUAGUGUGACAUCGGAUGUCCAAUCGUCGUUGGUUGUGGAUCGAGUAAUUAUUGUGGCUAAUCAGCUUCCGGUGAAAGCUAAGCGUAGACCGGAUAAUAAAGGGUGGAGUUUUAGUUGGGAUGAGGAUUCCUUGUUAUUACACAUUAAGGAUGGUUUGCCAGAUGAUAUGGAGGUUAUUUAUGUCGGGUCUUUGAGAGUUGAGGUAGACCCGAACGAACAAGAUGAUGUGUCGCAGCUAUUAUUGGACAGGUUUAAGUGUGUCCCAGCUUUUUUGCCUCCGGACAUUUUGGCGAGAUAUUAUCAUGGCUUUUGCAAGCAGCAUUUGUGGCCGAACAUGUUAAUGCUCCCUUUCUCUGCGAGUCAUGGGGGUCGAUUUGAUCGGUCCUUAUGGGAGGCCUACGUGGCUGCAAAUAAGAUUUUCUCACAGAGAGUGAUUGAGGUGAUAAACCCGGAUGAUGACUAUGUUUGGAUUCAUGAUUAUCAUUUGAUGGUUCUGCCCACUUUCCUAAGGAGGCGUUUCAAUCGGUUGCGAAUGGGGUUCUUUCUCCAUAGUCCAUUUCCUUCAUCAGAAAUCUAUAGGACUCUACCUGUAAGAGAGGAGAUUCUCAAGGCACUAUUAAAUUCAGACCUUAUAGGUUUUCACACCUUUGACUAUGCUCGCCAUUUCCUUUCUUGUUGUAGUCGGAUGCUUGGCUUGGAGUACCAGUCGAAGAGGGGUUACAUUGGGUUGGAGUACUAUGGAAGAACAGUUGGAAUUAAGAUCAUGCCAGUUGGGAUCCACAUGGGGCAGAUUGAGUCUGUUUUGAGACAUGCAGAUAAGGAAUGGAGGGUUGGGGAGCUCAGGCAGCAAUUCGAAGGAAAGACCGUGUUGCUUGGGGUUGAUGAUAUGGACAUCUUCAAAGGUGUCAAUCUGAAACUUAUGGCAAUGGAACAGAUGCUCAAGCAGCACCCGAAGUGGCAGGGGAGGGCAGUACUGGUACAGAUUGCAAAUCCUGCUCGGGGAAGAGGGAAAGAUCUGGAGGAAAUACAAGCUGAAAUACAGGCAAGUUCCAAGAGAAUUAAUGAGACUUUUGGGCGGCCUGGUUACGAACCAAUUGUCUUCAUUGAUAGGCCAGUUUCUCUCGCUGAACGAGUUGCAUAUUAUACCAUUGCUGAGUGUGUUGUUGUCACAGCUGUGAGGGAUGGCAUGAACCUUACUCCGUAUGAGUAUAUUGUGUGCCGGCAAGGAAUCUCUGGAGCUGAUUCUAGUUCAGAAUCAGAUGGGCCCAAAAAGAGCAUGCUAGUAGUAUCAGAGUUCAUUGGAUGUUCUCCUUCAUUGAGUGGUGCUGUACGGGUCAACCCAUGGAAUGUUGAAGCAACAGCUGAAGCAAUGAACGAGGCAAUUUCAAUGACCGAUGCUGAAAAAUCGUUGCGUCAUGAGAAGCAUUAUAGGUAUGUUAGCACACAUGAUGUAGCAUAUUGGUCACAAAGUUUUUUCCAAGAUAUGGAGAGAACUUGCAAGGACCAUUUCAGGCGACGGUGUUGGGGGAUUGGUUUGAGCUUUGGUUUCAGAGUUGUAGCACUUGAUCCUAAUUUCAGAAAAUUGUCUAUAGAUGCUAUUGUAACUGCUUAUUCAAAAGCUCAAAACAGGGCCAUAUUGUUGGAUUAUGAUGGCACUGUGAUGCCUCAGACAUCCAUCAUCAAGACCCCCAGUCAGGAGGUUAUUUCGAUUAUAAACACACUCAGUGGUGAUGUUAAAAAUACGGUUUUUGUUGUAAGUGGACGUGGAAGGGAAAGUUUAGGCAAGUGGUUUACUCCAUGCAAGGAACUUGGUAUUGCAGCUGAACACGGAUACUUCAUGAGGUGGUCUGAGGGCAAGGCAUGGGAAGUUUGUGGGCAGAGCAGCGAUUUUGGGUGGAUGCAGAUAGCUGAGCCUGUCAUGAAGUUAUAUACAGAAGCUACUGAUGGUUCUUCCAUUGAAACAAAGGAGAGCGCAUUGGUUUGGCACCAUCAGGAUGCAGAUCCAGGUUUUGGAUCCAGCCAGGCCAAGGAGAUGUUAGACCAUCUUGAAAGCGUGCUCGCAAAUGAACCUGUAGUAGUGAAAAGUGGCCAGUUCAUUGUUGAAGUGAAACCUCAGGGAGUGAGUAAAGGCCUAGUUGCAGAGAAGAUCUUCACAUCAAUGGCCGAGAGUGGAAGGCAAGCUGAUUUCGUACUGUGUAUUGGUGACGACAGAUCCGAUGAGGAUAUGUUUGAGAUCAUUGGCAAUGCAAUGAACAGCGGUGUCCUCUCCUCUAAUACAUCAGUGUUUGCUUGCACGGUUGGACAGAAACCAAGUAAGGCCAAGUACUAUUUGGAUGAUCCAAAUGAGGUCAUAACAAUGCUUGAAGCUCUAGCCGAAGAGUCAGGCCCUCCACCAUCAACAGAAGUUGGGACUCGAAGCACGCCUUGAAGGUUGUUACUAUUUGUGGCUUUCCCGUGUUGAAAAACUUCAGUUUGCCUCUUCCAUCAAUCCAUUCUGGAUAAAUAUCGUGCACGCCAAGGUAGCGAUUCCAUUUCUGUUUUUUGUUUGUUUGGAAAGAAAUUCAUGGAAGAAAACACUGUAUAGCCUUUUGUUGAUGUUCUGCUCGGACCAUCAGCAGAUUGGAUUUCCUGUGAUUAAGAGGGGAAGGAAAUCGGAGUUCUGAUAGUGACAUAGGAAAAUCGAAGUUUCUGAUAGUGACAUAGGCCAUACUUCAGCUUGUUGAAUUGCCUUAUUGGAUUAGAACUGACUGUACACAGUUGCGUUUUUUGUUUUUUUCUUUUUUGCCCUUUUGAGUGGAAUUUUUGUUAAUGUCGUUACUCAGCCCAAUUCAUUAAAUUAUUUAAAUUCUGUAAAUCUGAUAGAAUUUACGCCUUGAAUUCUU